AUGGAAGCUUCAGAUUCAUUGUCAAACAUACCUAAUCACAUCAUUCGACAUAUACUUUUGCAGUUGUCGGUGAAGUCUGUGAUCCGGUGCAAAUGCGUAUGUAAACAGUGGCGUUCAUUGAUACAAGACGACUCAGAUUUCAAGCUCUUGUAUCGUGGACAAAGACGAGUGAUCAUCCUCGGGCCCGAAUUCACCAGAUUCUUCGUUAGAUCCACAAGCCAUGAUCUUCGUCUUCAAAGGCAUAAAUGGCCGUUCGGAGAGGGUUAUCCAUUGAUUCGUGCAAGCAACAAAUACUUUGUUAGAUUGUGUUCUUGCAAUGGGCUUGUGCUUCUGGUGACUGAGAGAAAUCUUUUGUUGUGGAACCCGUCCACCAGGUGUUCGACGAAAGUCCUCGAGCUACCAUAUUGGGGGUCAAGAAGGGUUAUCCUUGCAGGACUAUGCUACGACUCCUGCACUAGAGAUUACAAGGUUGUCCUAUUACUUUACUGCAAUUUUAACAAUUCAUUAUUAGUCAUCUCUGCCAGCCUCAACCACAAAGAGUGGCGACCAGUGGACUUCCCUUAUAGUUUCUUGCCGAAUUCUAUUAGAGGCGGUGUUAACUUCCGCAAUACAUUUCACUGGUGGGUGGUAAGUGACAUCAAAUAUCAGGGUUGA
Ipomoea nil (Japanese morning glory) is the source of this 654-nucleotide messenger RNA. Its product is annotated as putative F-box protein At3g10240. Lineage: Eukaryota; Viridiplantae; Streptophyta; Magnoliopsida; Solanales; Convolvulaceae. Bases 1 to 654 code for a protein of 217 amino acids. The record is from RefSeq and is a predicted model, not a curated record. Gene Ontology annotation, molecular function: protein binding. The transcript has a single exon.